Molecule: messenger RNA, 156 nt
Organism: Protopolystoma xenopodis
Lineage: Eukaryota; Metazoa; Platyhelminthes; Monogenea; Polystomatidea; Polystomatidae
Source: the annotation of a GenBank genome assembly
GAUGCAGCACAUCGUCUGCUUCCUUUGGCCGGUCAGGGCGCUAAUUUGGGACUUGGUGAUGCAGCAGCUCUUGCCCAUCAGCUUGAGUCAGCCAUCUCGAAUGGAGCUGAUAUAGGCAAGCUGCGUUCCUAUAUAAAUUUAAGCAUUUUAAAUUAG